AUGAAGUUCUCUCACGCUCUCCUUGGGGCUGGCCUCUUGGGUACUGCUCUGGCUGACAUUGACCCUAUCAUCAUCAAGGGAUCCAAGUUCUUCUACUCCAGCAACAACACUCAAUUCUACAUCCGCGGUAUUGCCUACCAACAGGACUACUCGAGCAAUGGCACCACCGAUGGCAGCAGCACCUACAUCGACCCCUUGUCGGAUGCCACGCUGUGCAAGCGUGACAUUCCCAUCUUCCAGGAGCUGAAUACCAACACCAUCCGUGUUUACGCCAUCGAUCCCACCGCCAAUCACACAGAGUGCAUGCAGAUGUUGGCCGAUGCUGGCAUCUAUGUCAUCUCCGAUCUCUCUGACCCGUCCGACUCGAUUGACCGCAGUGAUCCCUCCUGGGAGACCACGCUCUACAACCGCUACACCAGCGUGAUUGACGCCCUGGCACCGUACAACAACACCCUUGGCUUCUUUGCGGGCAAUGAAGUUUCCAACACCGUCGGUACCACCGAUGCCAGUGCCUUCGUCAAGGCGGCGGUGCGGGACAUGAAGGCGUACAUUAAGGAAAAGGGAUACCGCUCGAUGGGAGUCGGCUACGCGACCAACGAUGACUCGACCAUCCGUGUCAACAUGGCCGACUACUUCAACUGCGAGGAAAGUGACGAGUCUAUCGACUUCUGGGGAUACAACAUCUACUCCUGGUGCGGUGAUUCGUCCUACACCACGUCUGGGUACGACGUCCGCACGGAAGAGUUCAGCAACUACUCCGUUCCUGUCUUCUUCGCCGAGUAUGGUUGCAACGAGGUCACUCCCCGCAAGUUCACCGAAAUCGAGGCCUUGUUUGGCGACAAGAUGAACGAUGUCUGGUCGGGUGGUAUCGUGUACAUGUAUUUCCAGGAGUCCAACAACUACGGUCUGGUCAGCGCCGUCGACAGCACCAGCGUCAGCACCAUGGCCGACUUCAAGUACUACUCCAGCCAGAUCAACAACAACGCCAACCCAUCCGGCACCAACAAGGCCUCCUACACCCCCACCAACACGGCCUUGCAAAGCUGCCCUACCGUCAACAGCAAGUGGCUUGCCACCGCCAGCCCCCUUCCCCCUACCCCCAACGAGCAGCUCUGCACCUGCAUGAGCAACGCCGCCUCCUGCGUUGUCAAGAACUCCGUCAGCAGCGACGACUACAGCGACCUUUUCAGUCUUAUCUGCGGCUACACCGACUGCACCGGGAUCGCUCGCAACGCCACCACAGGCAGCUUCGGCGCCUACGGCAUGUGCACCCCCAAGCAGCAGCUCAACUUCCUGCUCAACAAGUACUACUCCGAGCAGAGCUCUGCUGCCUCCGCCUGUAGCUUCGGCGGCUCUGCCACCGUCACCUCCGCCACCAAGGCGACGGGUACCUGCAGCUCCCUCAUGAAGGAGGCCGGCACGGCGGGCACCGGCACCGUCACCUCCAAGCCCACCGGCACCGCUGACUCGUCCGGCUCGUCUGCAUCAUCGACUAGCUCUUCCGGUGCGGCUGUUGCUCUUACGCGCGGCACUGCAGUGACUGUUGGCUCUUUCGAGCUGGGUGUGUAUGCCAUCACCGCGCUUCUGACUGGAGUGGGCAUGGUCAUGCUGUGCAUGCGGCUUCGACGAGAUGCACCGGCCCAAGGAAAGCAAUCGUCGCUCGUUGUCUUGGACACUGAGAUUAACGAUGUCGAGGUGGUCGUACAGUCUAUGAAGAAGGUCUCUUGCGUGUCUAGCGGGGAAGCAACUGAAGGACAGACACAAGACAUGGCCUUCGAUGACGAGACUGGGUCCGAAGAAGAUAUCCCCGGACCAUCUCCGUUCAAUGCGGCAACCCGGGAGGCGGAUUCCGAUGAAAUCAAAAGGCUUGUAGCAGCUGGAGAGGACAUCCUCUCCACUGGUGAGAUCGGGCAAUCACCUGCAUAUUCAGCUGCCGCUACACAUCUGGCAACGAGGGCGGCUUCAUCCCGCUCAACGCAGUCGCUACAUGCGGUCAUGCGGACGCAGUGCUUGUCCUCCUGCACCACGGGGCAGAUCCAGAUGUCCCAUCUGUCGACAGCAAUCCCCAAUCUCCUUCGCCGCGAAGCUGGAUCACCUAGGCUCGGUAAAGGUGCUUGCCGAACAUGGAGUGAACGUAUCAGACAGGACACAUCCAAAGCAUUGCCGCUGAACGCGACAGCUAAUAGUGGGCAACUGCAUAUCGAAAAGUACGUGCUGGGCCAAGGGACGGGCUUAGGCAUACCUAAUACCAAUGGAUGGACCCCAAUGGCAUCGGCUGCCUCAGAACGCCAUGCGGAGAUCGUCAAGGCUCUAGUGAACCGCGGGGCGGACGUCCACGCUAUAAUUGACGACGGCGUAACGGCGUUUUAUGCUGCAGCCCAGACGGGCCACACUGAUGUGGUCAGCAUUCUUUUGACUACGGAGCGGAUACCUCCAAGCCUGCGGGGGUCAAUAACUGGACUCAACUCAAGGCGGCGGCGCGCCGCGACUGAAGGCCAUCUCGAGAACGCGAUUGCGCUGCUCAAGCAAAGAGCGGAUCAGGCCGACCUGCACUCACGAGGCGCCACUCCAAUUAACUCCGCGGCACUGAGCGGCCAUCACGCUAUCGUUGAGCUCCUCGUCGAACUCGGUGCAGGUGUCAACGUGGCAAACAAGGACUAA
Molecule: messenger RNA, 2661 nt
Organism: Aspergillus thermomutatus
Lineage: Eukaryota; Fungi; Ascomycota; Eurotiomycetes; Eurotiales; Aspergillaceae
Exons: 9
Coding region: 1-2661 (886 amino acids)
Biological process (GO): fungal-type cell wall (1->3)-beta-D-glucan biosynthetic process
Cellular component (GO): fungal-type cell wall; cytoplasm
Molecular function (GO): protein binding; 1,3-beta-glucanosyltransferase activity
Source: RefSeq, a predicted model, not a curated record